AUGCCUGUCGAUUUUGCUAAGCUCGAAGCCUACCUUGCCUCUAGAUCCUACAUCGAAGGGUAUACUCCGUCUCAGGCAGAUGUGCACGUUUUCACCGCCAUUUCCACGGCUCCUCAAGCUUCUGCAUUUCCCCAUGUAACCCGCUGGUACAACCACAUCAAGUCCUACGCUACGGAGCAUGCUUCGCUACCCGGCUCCAGCAAGGCUGGUGAGCAAUUCAUCGGCUCCGCGGCUGCCGUCACGGCAGAAGAGGAAGACGAGGACAUCGACCUUUUCGGCGAAGACGACAACGAAGAUGCGGAAGCCGAGCGCGUCAAGGCAGAGCGUGUCGCCGCGUACAACGCCAAGAAGGCGGCAAAACCCAAGACUGUGGCGAAGUCCGUUGUCACCUUCGAGGUCAAGCCGUGGGACGAUGAGACGGACAUGGCUGAGCUUGAGAAGGCUGUGCGAUCCAUUGAGAUGCCCGGCCUCGUCUGGGGUGCCAGCAAGCUCGUUCCUAUCGGCUACGGCAUCAGGAAGCUGCAGAUCACCAUCGUCAUCGAGGACGAGCUCGUCUCUCUCGACGACCUGCAAGACAAGGUGGCCGAAUUCGAAGACUACGUCCAGAGCUCGGAUAUCGCGGCUAUGCAAAAGCUCUGA
Sparassis crispa is the source of this 639-nucleotide messenger RNA. Its product is annotated as Elongation factor 1-beta. NCBI's taxonomy places the organism in Eukaryota, Fungi, Basidiomycota, Agaricomycetes, Polyporales, Sparassidaceae. The transcript is spliced from 5 exons. Gene Ontology annotation, cellular component: eukaryotic translation elongation factor 1 complex; cytosol. Gene Ontology annotation, molecular function: translation elongation factor activity; guanyl-nucleotide exchange factor activity. Gene Ontology annotation, biological process: translational elongation. Bases 1 to 639 code for a protein of 212 amino acids. The record is from RefSeq and is a predicted model, not a curated record.